Messenger RNA from Xyrauchen texanus (razorback sucker), 903 nucleotides. Its product is annotated as troponin I, slow skeletal muscle-like. NCBI's taxonomy places the organism in Eukaryota, Metazoa, Chordata, Actinopteri, Cypriniformes, Catostomidae. The record is from RefSeq and is a predicted model, not a curated record. Gene Ontology annotation, cellular component: troponin complex. The transcript is spliced from 8 exons. Bases 157 to 657 code for a protein of 166 amino acids. Gene Ontology annotation, biological process: muscle contraction.
CAAUAAGAGGUUGUCUUUUAUAAAGCCAGGCAUUGUUGUAGAGCAUCAUUUUGAAGAACAUUUCUGUGAACAUCAGAAGCACUGUAAGGUUCAAUCGCCAUUGUAAAGAUGCCUGAGUGACAGAAGAAGUCAAAGAUCUCUGCAUCCAGGAAGUUGAUGCUAAAGAGUCUUAUGGUAGCUCGAGCAAAGGAGGAGUUAGAGCAGGAACUUGCAGAUAAAGAGGCAGAGAAGGAGAGAUAUCUGGCUGAUAAAGCUCCACCACUACAGACCAGUGGAAUGUCUUUCGCUGAGCUUCAGGAGCUAUGUCAAGAGCUUCACGCUAAAAUCGAUGUUGUGGACGAGGAGCGCUACAACAUUGAAGCAAAAGUGCUCCUCAACACAAGAGAAAUCAAAGAUUUGAACAUCAAAGUUCUGGAUCUGAGGGGCAAAUUUAAGCGGCCCACCCUGAGAAGAGUAAGAGUCUCAGCUGACGCCAUCCUACGCUCUCUACUGGGAUCUAAACACAAGGUGUCUAUGGACCUGAGAGCAAACCUCAAAUCUGUGAAGAAGGAGGACACAGAGAAGGAAAAGACAGUGGAGGUCAGUGACUGGAGGAAAAAUGUGGAGGCCAUGUCUGGAAUGGAGGGAAGGAAGAAAAUGUUUGAUGCAGCACAAUAAACAAGAAAUCAGGAUGAGCAGAAGUUCAGAGGAGGUGACAAUGCUGGAAAAUACCAUGUUUUGUUAUUAUGCUUCAAAGCUUCCAAGCCUCAUAAAUACAAUAAAAGAAUGCAAUAAAACACAAUAAAACACAAGUUACUAGUUUAUUAGUGUAGUUGAACACAGCCUGUAUUAGAAACCAACACAAACCAAAGGCCAGAACGUCCACUUGUUACUAUUUCAGAACAUUAAACCUUCUGCAGUUUA